This is a messenger RNA of Cucurbita maxima (winter squash), 1654 nucleotides long. Its product is annotated as AT-hook motif nuclear-localized protein 5-like. NCBI's taxonomy places the organism in Eukaryota, Viridiplantae, Streptophyta, Magnoliopsida, Cucurbitales, Cucurbitaceae. The record is from RefSeq and is a predicted model, not a curated record. The transcript is spliced from 5 exons. Gene Ontology annotation, molecular function: minor groove of adenine-thymine-rich DNA binding. The coding region runs from base 165 to 1196 and encodes 343 amino acids.
AAUACCUGUUGCUUGAACUUUUCGACUGGAAUUCUUCCCUCUUCUGUUAUGGUUAGAGAUUUGGGUUUGAAGUUUUCUGAAAACACUUCUGGAGAAAAGCAUUUUCUUUGUUGUUAAGACCACACGAGUCUUUCUUCUGUGAGGCUAUUCUUGCAAGUAAAUGAAUGGAUGGGAGGGACGGCAUGGCAUUGUCUGGCGGCUCUGCUUCUUACUACAUACAUAGGGGAGGAGGGGUUGGUGGCUCUGGAUCAGGGCUGCCAUCGGCUGGAUCACAUGCCUCCCCUGUAUUCCGGCCAAUGGCUAACCAGGGUGUUUUGUCCCACUCAAAUCUCAGAGGCAACUCGGUUGGACCAACGUAUGCUGUUGAGCCAUCUCAUUCCAAUUACCUUCGUGGGAUUAGUAUGAAUGUCUCACCUGGAGUGAACUCUGGUGAACCUGUAAAGAAAAAGAGGGGGAGGCCAAGGAAAUAUGCUCCGGAUGGGCCGGUCUCAUUGGGUCUGUCUCCCAUGUCUGCUGGUUCUAAGCUCACUCCAGGCUCGAAUUCCUCAACCCCGAGACAACGAAGAGGGCGGCCGCCUGGCUCUGGAAGGAAACAGCAAUUAGCUCUCCUUGGUGAGUGGAUGAACAAUUCAGCUGGACUAGCUUUUGCUCCACAUGUCAUUCACGUUGGAGCUGGAGAAGAUAUUGUAGAUAAAGUAUUGUCGUUUGCACAGCAGAGGCCAAGGGCUGUUUGCAUCAUGUCGGGCAAUGGUACCGUUUCUUCUGUUACACUGCGUCAGCCUGCAUCUACUGGCGUGAGCGUCACAUAUGAGGGUCAUUUCCACAUAUUGUGUUUGACUGGUUCUUACUUGGUGGCUGAAGAUGGUGGUCCUCGAAAUAGGACGGGCGGUAUUAGUGUUUCCCUCUCUAGUCCUGAUGGUCAUGUCAUUGGUGGUGGAGUUGCCGUUCUUACAGCGGCUGGCCCUGUUCAGGUAGUUGCUUGUAGCUUUGUUUAUGGUGCAAAAAUCAAGAAUAAGCAGGUCGCUGGUCUGAGAAGCAAUGACGGUUCCGAAAAUGAUCAUCAUGAUAAUUUGGUUUCGCCGUCGAGUGCCCCAUCUGCUCAAACAUACAAUCCUUCUGCAAUUGGUGUCUGGCCUGGUUCCCGUUCAGUCGAUGUGAGAAACCCUCAUACUGGAAUCGAUUUGACACGAGGAUGAUGAAAUAUUGCAACAGACACAUGUUCAUUUUGUACAUAUGUGUUGUUGUAAAUGAACCAAACCUUGUGAGGACUACCUUUCAUUGUGUCAAGACUUCUUUUCGCAGCGGUUAACAGAUUCGAUGCUAACAUGGUAUGUAGCAAGAGGCUUCAUUUCAAGUUUCUCAAGUCAAUGUUGAUUUUAUUGGACAGAGUUUCUGGUUUUUGCGGGUAGUAUUUCAGGGCAGCUGUAGCAGGAGGGAGAAGCAUGUUUGUCUGAGCAGAAAUUUUCCAUCUAAUGAAAAUUUUAGGGAGCCAUAGGAUAUUAUGUUGUGUUCUAAGAUGUAAUUUUAAGUUAUACAUCAGAGUUUCUCAUUUCAAUUUCCUUUUCAAGGGCUUCUACUUAAGAUGAAAAGAAUUAUAUGGUGGUGUUGGUUAGAAUCAAAACUGGAAUGGAAUAGGAAUUAGAAUUUUGUUCAA